Messenger RNA from Odontomachus brunneus, 9094 nucleotides. RefSeq names its product 60 kDa SS-A/Ro ribonucleoprotein-like. The record is from RefSeq and is a predicted model, not a curated record. Gene Ontology annotation, cellular component: ribonucleoprotein complex. The transcript is spliced from 10 exons. Gene Ontology annotation, molecular function: RNA binding. The coding region runs from base 275 to 1936 and encodes 553 amino acids. Lineage: Eukaryota; Metazoa; Arthropoda; Insecta; Hymenoptera; Formicidae.
GUCAGUGCGUUUUGCUCCGCAAUUCUUCUAACGUCAGUCACCGUGAGCAGUCGUCUCUAUUUCUCCGCAGUGUAUGAUCGUUCUCAACGUUGGACCACAUUGACGUAAGGUGCUUGUUUUCUUGAGCUAUAAAUAACUAUGGAUCGAAAUAAAUUAGGUAUGGCAAAAAAUGUAUUCUUUAUCAUUGAAAUUGAGGUUUAUGGAUAGAUAUAUAUAUAUAUAUAUAGAGAGAGAGAGAGAGAGAGAGAGAGAAAUGGCACAGCGUUGCUGAGAAAUGGCAGCAGAAGAUGCGACCAAUAAUUUUAUCAGGGAUCCUGAGCUACGCUUGUCGCAGUUUCUGUAUGUUGGGAAAGAAUAUGCUGACUACCAUCCUGGAAAUUGGUUUGUCCAUGAUUAUUUCCGGGCCGUCAAUAUUAUGUCCAUAUUAGAAUUAGCUGAAAAUCCCAAAAAGCAAUUGAUACCAAUUGAAUUAAUCACAAAGGCAUUUGACAGUGGUCUUGUCCCGUGUCCAGAGACUUUAGUGUUUGCUCUGGCCGUUUGCUGCAGACAAAUUCAAAGUGAGAAAUUACGUCAUGCAGCAUACAGAAGUGUAGGAAAGAUCUGUGCAUCACAGCAGUACCUCAUGCUGUUUGUCAAAUUUGUUUCCAAACUGAGCAAACAGAAGGAGCUGGCUGCAGAUGACAAUGCUAAAAGCGGAUGGGGUAAUGGCCUCAGAAAAGCCAUUAAUCAAUGGUACUUGUCCAAAGAGCCAUUGGACUUGGCAAAGUGCAUCACAAGAUGCAGGAGUAGAUAUGGCUGGAAACAUAAAGACAUUAUUAAACUGUCUCAUCCUGUAGCUAAUAAUCCAGAAAUGGGAGCAGUACUGCAAUAUAUAAUACACGGUAUGAAACGUACCAGAGCGUCUCUGGAGAAGGAACCUGAUAAUCCAAAAAUUACCGAGAUCAUGGAAUAUAUACAAAAGAUCGAAGAUUUUAAACACUGCGAAGACGAGGUUCGUGCUGCUGCCUUGCUAGAAGCAUACGAAUUAUCACUGGAUCAUGUACCCGGACACUUGUUAACAUCCAAAGAGAUUUGGAACGUAUUGAUAUCAUUAAUGGAUAUGGUCACACUUCUAAACAACUUGCAAAGAAUUCACAAUCUCGAAAUACUCAAACCAGAUGCACCGGCGGUUGGGAUAAUAACAGAACAGCUUGUUAAUGAGGAGCGUUUAACACGAGAUAAAGUUCAUCCUGCGUUGGUUUUGAUUACCAUCAGGAAUUACGAAAAUUCUGGAAAACCUCUCAGCUACGAGAAACGAAAGGUCAAGGAACAGGCAAAGAAACCUCCUCCGCCACCGCCUAAACCGAAUUCCAGAAUAAUUGAUGCUUUGUACAAGACAUUGAAUUUGUCAUUUUCACAUCUGCAACCCACUGGUUUGCGUUACAUGGUGACGAUCGACAUGAACAAGGUGAUGCUGGACACGCGCGCUUGGCACAACGCCAAUCUAACCGGCGCUGAGGCUGGCUGUAUGAUCGCACUGUCGCUCGUUCGAUGUGAGAAGAACGUCACUGUGGCUACAUUCAAGAACGUCGGAGUACACACAGUGAACAUCGACAAGACGGCAUCCUUCGGCCAGACCAUGCGAAGACUGUCGCAGAUGCCUGUCGGAAAUGUCAACUUGGCUAAACCGAUGUCGUGGGCCGCACAUCAAAAUAAUAAAUACGACGUCUUCAUCAACAUCGUAGACCAAGUGCUCGCAAAGUCCGACACAUCUGAGGAAUCUCUGAUAGCAUACAAAACAAAAUUAAAACUCCCACACACAAAGCUAAUUAAUUGUGCUGUAUGCUCUUCCUCGACAUAUUAUAAAGCGAAUCCUGACAAAAAUAUUCUAACGAUCAACGGCUUCGACGAGACAGUACCUACUGUUAUCAAGGCGUUCGCUAAGUCUCUAUUCUAAACGGAAAAACGUUUAAUUUUUACUGGAGACUUUCCUCGACAUCUUUUCCUGGGAAGAACGAAGAAAUAUUCGACUAGGAAAGAAAUUGAUCUUGUUAAAGCAAAUUUCCACGUGAAAGUGAAAACACACGGCCAGUUCAAGAAGCCGACAAUGGGAUUAUGGAUUUUCCUGCAAAAAAUGUAUUCAGUAGAAUCAAAUUACGACGAACUGAGUACGAAUACAGUCGGAGAAAAGUUACGAGGAGCUUUCGCAGAUUACUUAAAACAGUGCCGAAUUUUGAGAUUCAAACUGUCUCGCCUUUUUUACCAGUUCCGAAUGUCGGCUCGUUUGCACACUCAUGACUGAAUCAAAUUAUUUAACUUCGCUAUAUGUCUCUGAUCAUUUUAAGGUCGAACAGAGAGACGUUUUUAGAACGUACGGUAGAUAGAUGACGAUGAAGAUCAUUAUCAAGAACAUAGUGUAAGUGAUCGUGCAUCAUUAUUGGCACGUCGACAGUUAACAUUAAUAUUUACUGCAUGUUCUUAGCGUUAGGAAAGAGCUGUGUAGCAUUUUCCUUUUAUUUGUUAACAGCAUAUAAAAAGGAUCGGAUAUUUUUUUACUCCGGUUUGGACUUUCGACGAUACUACUUAAACGUAACUCGGCGAUCUUAUUUUUUCAACGAAACAUUAUAGCACAGUGUUGUGUCGACCUCAUCAUAUAAGCAAUAUAGAUUAGUUAAUAUGGACCAUUUUUUAUUAAGCUGUUGCAUAUGAGUUCUUGUGUGAAGUCUUGGAAGCCGUCAGAGUGCAUAUUUCCUUAAUAAAAUGUUCUCUUCAUUUCUUUUUUUUUACAAUUAUAGAUUUUAAUUCUUAGCUGAAAUUUAUAAUUUUUCCAAAUUCAAUUUCUCUAAAUAUAAUUAAAUAUAAAAAGGAAGAAGUCAAACUUCCAUUAAGUUUAAUUAUUUAUAAGAAUAACUAAUGAUAUUUCUUUAGAUUUCAUUAGUGUUUCUGUGAGAAUUGAUAUUUCAAGAAGCUAAAAUAUCAUAUGCAACUGCGUAAUAACCUCUCACGUUUUAAAAACUACAAAAAGAGAAGAGUACAAUUCAAUAGUCCUGUGUUUCAAUAGUCCAUAUUACGUAAGACGCACUACGCAGCAAAAAAAAUUAGGAUAAGACUGCAUAACGGAUACGGGAAUACGUAUCUCAAGUAAUCUAACGGUGCAUUUUUUGACUAAUGGUAAAAAAGAAAAAGUCUUACCUAAUAUUAUAUUGCUUGCUUGUUUCCACUGGUUGACAGCGAUGCUUCUUCGUAAUAUAGUGCAUGAUAGAUUUUUAACGUGACCUUGAAAAGGCAACACACUUCUGGAACCGUGGUGCGCUUCUGGACGGUUAAAUAAUAAUCUAAAAUAAGUAAAAGAAAAAAGACAAAAAAAGAAGAAAGAAAGCGAACGACGAGGAAGAUGAUGAACAUAGGAACGUUGAAAAUUCUCCCACUGUGAUAUGCAUUUAGCCCCAAAGAGUUAUAGACUUACAUUAGUAUAAUUUUACUGUUACUAUCUCAUAUUUGCCAUAUCCAAAGUGAAUGCGAGACAAAUACUAAAUACACUACUGAAUAAUACUGUGAUACGAGAUACAUUGUUGUUGUUCAAACUAGGGAAAUGGUAUUUAAGCGACGCGACCAGAAGCGCACCGCGUUUAUAAUAUUUGUUGAAUUAGUCUCUGCGCGUGUUAGACCGCGUGAAUUUUCCGUUGAAAAUUCUGCAACUCGUAUUUCGAAGAAAAGAAUGUAUUUUUUCGAUUCGCGGAUUACCAUCCCUCAGUUUUUCCCUUUGUACUGUAAUUAUGAGCCCUCUUUGUGCGCACAUUUCCUUGUUACGGUACGACAACAAUCGAAUAGAUUGUUUUAAGAAAUUUAUAACUUUUUUACAGAAAACUAUUGCAUGUAUAGUUAUUCUUUUCAUUAUAAAAUAUCAGUAGCCUAAAUUAAAAACAAUUCGAAGGAUGUUCACGAUAAUUUAUUCAAUUUUAAUAUUUUUAGAGCAUAUAUUGUAUGUUAUAUAUUUUCCUAGAGACUAAAUAACUUCGAAAUUUCAUUUGUUAUAAACGUAUUUGACUCAUUGUUAAAAAAGAUGCCUAAACUAUCAUGUAGAAAAUUGUUUAUCAUUCGGUAAUCUGUGGAUCGAAAGUUAUCGAUGUGAAUUCUAUUUCAAUAUAUGGUGUUCCGAAAAAAAGUAUAUGAAUAGGCUAUUCUUUAAACGAUCUACCUUCGAUCUACUCUUAAUGAUUAUAAAGUCGAGCUAGUUAUUAAAAACUACAAUUGUACUACUGUUGGCAAAUCGAUCUUACGAAAAGAAUUGAUUUUUUUAUUAUCAAUUGUCAAGAGACAAUUAGAGAUAAGUUGAAUUUUCUCAGAGUCCGAUUGUGUAUUUAUCAGAAAAGAUACGUAUCUAUUUCGAGGCGCAUUCAUGUAAAACGAUUAUAGCAAACUUCUUAAAAACGUUGAACGUGUAUUCAAACUUGUAUAAAAAUUCCAAGCGGAGUCGUAAUGCGUUUUACCGACGUAAGUUAGCGUAAGAAUUUUGCAUUUUAAAAGAAAACUCACAUGAAUGAUUUUUAUAGUCUCGUUUGCGCGACGUCUCUCUCUCUCUCUCUGUUUAAAAAAUUUUAUAUGAAUUAUAAUUUAUCAUGUGUGUAACAGUAUCUAUUAGACGGACUGUUCCUAAUCGAACUUCGUGUUUUGCAAGUCUAUUGCGCUUAGAGAAAUUAUUUAUAUAUUCACUAUAUACAUACGUGAAAGCACUUACACACACAUGACAUACGCGCAUCUCAUGUUCGCAUCGUUUGGCGUCAGUAACGUCACAUUUUUUUACGCGUAAAUUUCCGACGCGAGGGCGGAACUUCUUCGGGAAACGAAACGUCUAGUUUAAUUAGUAAUUCGAGAGUUUAAGAAUAUAUAUGCUACGAUUAUACUAGUAGCUCAAUGUAUUCGCUGGCAUUAGCAAGUAGGCAUUACAAGUAUUUGUAUAUGUACGGGAGUGCGUUACAACCAGAGAGGAUUCGUUGGAGAAAAACCCCUUUCUUCAGAUACAAUCAGGAACAAUCGAUCUACUUGAUCCUAAACUCAAUCAAUUCUGACAUCAAUCCAAAUAACUCAAAUAGUUCCUUUCAAAUUUUGUAAAAGUGUUAAGGCUCUUUGUACGCCAUGAGAAUUAAAACCGCUGAUUCCUCACUGCGAUCAUUUUAAUUGAUGACAUCAGAAAUACACGUUCAAAAUUCUAGUAAAAUAUAUUCAGAUAAAAUGACACGUCCAUCAAAUGAUCGAUUGAGCAGAUUUUCAAGUACUUCAAAAGUUGUCUUGUUUUAAUAAACAAUAAAUAAAUAGCCGUAAAAUUAGCAAGAUGUGUAUCUACUUUGACAUAUAUUGACACUAUGACUAUUUUUCAAUUGCAUCAUUUUGUUACGUUGAUUUUAUAGCUAUUUACUGAUUAACAAGAUUUUUUACAAAUCUGCUCAAACGAUUGCGUCGUUUUUUUGGGCAUGUCUUUUUAAUAAAAUGCAUUUUGCAAGAAUUUUGAACGUGUAUUUUCUUACUUCUGAUGUUACUGGCCAAGACACAAGAUUACAAGGAAACAGGAAUCUUAAUUAUUCAAGCAACGCUAUACAUGCUUUGCGAGAUUCAAACUCGAAUUCCUCUCGGGUUGUGAUGCACGACAGAUCUAUGUAUUCGCUAAUUACUAUAUAAAAAUACGUCCGAAGUACACGUAUAGACUGGCAGACGAAGGAGAAAAUGGAAAAAAAGAGAAAAAAAGGAACAGACGUUGGAGGAGAAAGCAGUAUGAGAGUCAAGUACAGGCAAAACCUGAAGAGAACCGUACACUUCUCUCUACUGUACUGUUAUUUCACAGUCCGUUGAUUUCAGGAUGCGCUGUAUGAUUGAAUAAGGCGAUGAUAAAGAGGAACAUAAAAAAACGAAACAAUAUGUUGAAUGUGUUCAUACUAGAGAAAGAGGACAAAAAAGAUGAAUAUUUACCGCGUAAGAGGAAAGAGGAAUGGGAGUAAAAAUUCCGUAUUAUUACAUAGUUAUUAUAACGUGGAGAAAAAGAAGAGGAGAAUGUAACGGGGAAUCGAAAGACCAAGAUGGAAGAAGAUUCAAAACACACAUAGGCACCAAGUGCACGUGCACGUGUCAUAUGGCAACUCGAUUGCGCUACAUUCUGGCAUUUCGCGAUACUUACGACGAAGAGGAAACGUAAAAUCAGCCUCGUCGCCGAAGUUCCGGGCUGACCGUUGAUUUUGACCGGGAAGCGUGUGAAAAAACCCAUUUAUCCGACUCGUACGUAGUGUUCCACGCGUCACUCGGGCACGCAUUGAUCAUUAACUGUCGCGGUGCAAUCCGCAAUUCAUUCGCGAAGUCUGCAUAGGACUAAGUGCUUGCGACCAUGUUGACUAACAUGCCGGUUAAUUAAUCCUGGUUGAUCCUUCGUUACGGCUAGAGGGGACACGAUAUAUGAAAAGAAGUAACAUUAUGUGAUUAUAAAAUUUCUAUCCAAAUUGCGGUGCUCUCGAAAGAGCCUUCGUCUUUAUAUUAAAUUAGGGACCAGGAAAAUCCGUUUACUAUGAAAAUACUUACGUACCCAAUUUGCAUACGGCUUGUUGCAAUUUCACUUUGUCUACACACCAUGGCCUUUUGUACACCGAUCGUUCAAUUUGCAUAUCAUUUACGUAGAGAGAAUAUUAUAGUUUCUCUUUCUAUAAAUUCUUUACUUUUACAAUAUUUGUAGUAGCGCAGGAAUAGACUGUCAGUAAAGUCCAUCUUGUUAAGGAGCAUAGUAAAUUUCACUAGAACAAAUUUUUUAAUAGCACAUUUCAGUUCUUAAAAUAUAAGUAGCAUAUAUGAGAUAGAAGGACAGUCAAUUACGACAGAAUGUCGAUUUAUUCCUCGGUUACAAAAUUCUAUAAUAAUUUUUACUACAAAAUUUUUUCUGUGUUAUGAUUUUAUAAUAAAUCAUCUUUAUUUCGAUAAUGCGUGUAUUAAAUUGGUAUGACAUGCCUUUUUGAUGCGUGUUAUAUCAGUUUGGUACACCGUUUUUUUGCAUGCAUCAUCGAAAUUAAAAUAAUUUGAUAGACGAUUAUUUCAUAUAUAAAUAACGUAUUAAACGACUAGUAUAAGAUUGUACACGAUGAUGUUUUAGGAUAUAAUCCUAUAUAUAGUCGUGUAUAUUAUAAUAUUAGGAUUUUGGUUAGUCGCAGAAGUGAUCAAAAUUUCAAUUAUUAUUAGGCUCUAUGAUUAACAAUCAAGUAAUAAUCAUAUACUUGAUUAAUCAGAUAAAAAGCUAAGCCUGUGAGAACUAAGCGCUAGAUUUAAGUGCACAAAAGUUAUUAACAGUUCUUUCAAUGAACCAAAAUUAUGUAAUAAUUAUCUUUAAUAUCAUAAAAUCUUAUGAUAUUAAAGAUAAUUAUUACAUAAUUUUGUUUCAUUGAACUAUUGUUAAUAUUCGUACACUUUAACUCAGCACUUCGCUCUCACAAGUCAGUUUCUUCUUAUGCAAAAAUAAUCGUAAUGAAUUCGAUCGCAGUUUCGCGUUUAAUUAUACCGAGAGAUGUAUUAAUUUGAGUCGUCUCUUUUGAUACGUAAUAAGCGGAGUUUGAUUGAACAAGUUCAAUUUCUGUGAAUCUCUUCCGAAGGAGAGAUUUCGCAUCCGCGAAUGAUUGCCCGAUCGAAGCACUUCCUACAGUUCUCUCACCUGACUUUCUUGCGUCUCUCUUUCUUAGUCAUAUGCAGACUUAUUCCUGGCUGAGUACACACAAGAGUACGAAAUAGCACCCCAUGUUCCUUAUAGAAUUAUGUAUAAAAAUGAGAAAACUAAUAAUUCCAUAAUUAGUACAUUGUCGCUUCAACCGAUAAGAAACUAGAAGAAGUGCUCAAACGUUUUUCGAAAUCCCUUUUCGAAGCAAAUGCCAAAAGUACGAAAGAUAAAAAAUACAAAAAAAAGAAAGAAAGAAAAAAGUAUAGAACAAAAUGAUAUAUGCAACUCUAUUGUACAAACCGCAAUGAAAUACCUCGUUACUUGUUCACAGUGUAAAAUAGCAAAGCGAAUUGUACUAACUCUGUGAGUUACAACGAAAAUUGUCCUUCUGGUUCGUGAUUCACGCACUGAACGCCUAUCUUUUGGCCUUACUUUUUUAUACACACGAAAAUCUGCUGUGAGAGGGCGAGGUGAAACGAUUGAUUCGCAAACUAACAAUAAUCGUUCACUCGUUGCUGCCCGUUUCGGCGUUUUAUACUGAUCGCUCGGAAUUAUAUGUCGCUGCGAAUUGGUAUACUUUCUGUUUCCUUUCAAGGAUAGUAUUAUUAUUCGUAGAUCAUAUUUUCACACAAAGCGUACGACUCGGUGAUUUGCGAUAUGUAUAUCGACGAAUUCAUGGAAAUCAAGGUGGAGACGCGAUCGCCGCGUUUACGAGGCUGCGUCGGAAAGGCUUCGGGAUCGACUAUACGGCGAGUCGAAAUUUUGAGAAAAUCACUCGUCAUUCGUCGUGUUUCAUUCUUAAAACAUCGCAAAAAUUAAUUAAAAAUUAAUUUAAAUUAACAUCAAAAAGUUGAGAAGUCUCUUGUAUGACUAAAAUUCGCAAUGUAGCUAAGGAUAACGUUACACACACAAGCAUGUGUCUCAAUGAUCAUUGAUUAUCAUUAAUAAAAUUAAUGAUUAUCUUCUUCUAAUGACGAUCAUCGAAACAGUGGAAUGUUUCCUAUGAUAUUGUCCUCGGUAAAACAAAGUGGAGUCGAGCGACAAAUUUCCCCUCGAAAUUUGAUCUCAUCGAAUCUCAGAUUCAAAAUCUUGCAAAGCUCUUCUCCGACACAGCCUGCAUAUUCGUCAUCCUACCGACACACGCGCAGAGUGUCCGUUACACGAUUUCGAUAUUAUUUUUGUACCUAAGUAAAUUCGCGAAACAUUACGUGAGCCCAGCGGUUAGAUUGCUCUGGACGAGCGUCAGUAAACUCCACGUGGGAGCGAAUUAUGUUACUAUCGUCGUUAUAUAACGGUUGUAUUUCGGUAAGAAAACCAUAAUAAGCGGGUGAAAAAAAUAUUAUAAUAGAGAAUUGAUUAUCAUGUUUACGAAUUCCGUGCUGUUUUUGUUACAGUAUGAACUGGAUCCUUGAAUAAAUUUCUCAAAACCCAAAA